Molecule: messenger RNA, 1280 nt
Organism: Coregonus sp. 'balchen'
Lineage: Eukaryota; Metazoa; Chordata; Actinopteri; Salmoniformes; Salmonidae
Source: the annotation of a GenBank genome assembly
AUGACAGAGGUUAAAGGACAGUCUAUACAGCUAGAGAUGUUGGAUGUUACCAAAGAAAGGGGGAGGCAUCAAAAGAAAGAGGAGGGGUCGGAGGUAGAGGGAAUGUGUAAAAGAGUGGAAGAUGACAGUUUAAUUGCCAGGAAGUAACAGCAGCCAAAGACUGUGCUUACAGAGACAAAGAAAGCCAACUCCCAUCCUCCCUAAAUGUGCAUUGUUAGUUAGUUUGCUGCAAAGGGAUAGUUCGCUAUUAGUUUGCAUAUUAGUGCCAUCAAGACACUCACUGUACUAUGUAUUUGCCACUGUAAUUUACACCAUCCCACCCUCUCCCCUCCCUCCCUCCCUCUCUCCCCUCCCCUCCCUCUCUCCCCUCCAAUCUCCCCCUCCCUCUCUCUCCCCUCCUCAGUGUAUCAAUAUCUCUGCAGUCAUGCCGUCUCAGUUGGAGAGUUCCAUGGAGUCCCUGAUCAAGGUGUUCCAUCGCUAUGCCGACAAGGACGGUGACUGCAACACACUGAGCAAGAAGGAGCUGAAAGAACUCAUGCAGACAGAACUGGCCAGCUUCCUCAAGGUACCAGAGACAUUCAUCUCUCUCUCUCUUUUCUAUCCCUCUGUUUUUAUCUCACUGUCCCUCUACACUUUCUCUCUGUUGCUCAUCUCACUCCCUUUCCCUCUCGUUCUGAUUUCUCUCAAUUUGUUAGAAUAAAGAGUAUCCAAAGUCAAUCUAACCUCCUCUCCCCUUCUCUCAUCUAUUGCUCUCUCUCUCUCUCUCUCUCUCUCUCUCUCUCUCUCUCUCGCUCUCUCUCGCUCUCUCUCGCUCUCUCGCUCUUUCACUCUCUCGCUCUCUCUCGCUUUCGCUCUCUCUCUCUCUUGCUCUCUCGCUCUUGCUCUCUUGCUCUCUCUCUUGCGCGCUCUCUCGCUCUCUCUCGCGCUCUCUCGUUCUCUCUCGCUCUCUCUCUCUCUCUCUCGCUCUCUCUUGCUCUCUCUUGCUCUCUCUUGCUCUCGCUCUCUCUCUCGCUCUCUCUCACUCUCUCUCGCUCUCUCUUGCUCUCUCUCGCUCUCUCUCGCUCUCUCUCGCUUACUCACUCUCUUCAUCUCCUCCAUCUCACCUUCCCUCUCAGUCCCAGAAGGACUCAGCCGCCAUAGACAAGAUCAUGAAGGAUCUGGACCAGAAUGGAGAUGGGAAGGUGAACUUCGAGGAGUUUGUCUCUCUGGUGGUGGGCCUCUCCAUCGCCUGUGAACAGAUCUACCAGCUUCAGACCAUGAAGUCUACCGCCAAGAAAUGA